Canariomyces notabilis is the source of this 1686-nucleotide messenger RNA. RefSeq names its product amidase signature enzyme. The transcript has a single exon. The coding region runs from base 1 to 1686 and encodes 561 amino acids. Lineage: Eukaryota; Fungi; Ascomycota; Sordariomycetes; Sordariales; Chaetomiaceae. The record is from RefSeq and is a predicted model, not a curated record.
AUGUCGUUUCUAUAUCUCUUGCAAUCCGCCUGGUCAUUCAGCGACUUGUUUGACGCUCGAGACGCUACUAUCGACAGCGUGCACAAUGCUGUCUUCGCUCGCGGUAUAACCUGCCGCGAGAUCGUGUCUUCUUUCCUUGCGCGCAUCGAAGAGCUCAACCCAAUUAUCAAUGCCAUCAUCUCACUCAACCCCAACGCUCUUACCGACGCGGACGACCUGGACGACUGGGUCGCGUCCGGGAACCUGAACGCGACGGGCACGCCCCUCUUCUGCGUCCCCGUCCUCCUCAAGGACAAUUUCGAUGCAGCCGGGAUAAACACGACGGCCGGGUGCCUCGCGUUGGCGGGGAACCGGGCUCUCGCCGAUGCGCCCACCGUUGAGGUGCUGAAGGAGGCCGGGGCCGUCAUCCUCGGCAAGACUAACCUGCACGAAAUGGCCCUUGAGGGGUUGACCGCCUCGUCUUUUGGCGGGCAGACGGUCAAUCCAUACGAUCUGAUACGGACUCCCGGGGGUAGUAGUGGUGGCUCGGGUGCUGCGGUGGCCGCGGGGUUUGCCGUGCUUGCCACGGGGACUGAUACGGUUAAUUCCCUCCGCAAUCCGGCCAGUGCUAACGCGCUGUUCAGUAUCCGGCCUACUAGGGGACUGAUCUCGCGCCGGGGGGUUGUGCCGGUUGGUUCUACGCAGGAUGCUGUGGGUGUCAUGGCAAGGGAUGUAAGGGAUCUUGCUGUUGGGUUGUCGGUCAUGGCUAAUGUGCCGGGGGAUGAUGAUGUGCGGGAGAAUGUCAGGGCUGGUGGGGUUUUGGCUCACCCAGGGGCGGUACGGCACCGGGACUAUACCACGUUUUUGACGGGCGGCUGUAGCCUCAAGGGUGUGCGCUUCGGUCUGGUGAAGGGCUUCUUCAACCAUUCCUCCAAGGUCCCGCCCGAUAGUGAGACCACGCCGGUCAACGACAUCAUGUCCCGCAUGGUGUCCACACUCACCGCGGCCGGGGCCGUCGUGGUGAACAUCACCGAGCCGGUCUACGACGCGCUCGCCAUCGCAGCGACGCUCGACGUGCAAGCAUUUGAGUUCCGGGAGGCACUGAAUGCCUACCUAGCCGAACACAGAACCGACAAUGAGACUCAUGAGACGCCGGGGAGUUUUGAAACCCUCUAUUCCCGCCGCAACACCACUGAUUUCCUUGUCAUCCCGGCACAGUCCGAGUUCAUCCGUCGCGCAUGGCACUCCUCAACGUCCGACCCCGCCUACGCAACUCGCCUAUCCGGCAUCCGGAAUCUGACCCAAACCCUCGCGGCCACGUUCGCCACACACAACCUCGACGCGUUGAUCUACCCGCAGCAAAAGAACCUUGUGGUGAAGGUCGGCGCGCCCUCCCAGCACGGCCGCAACGGCAUUCUCGCCGCCCUGACGGGAUACCCUUCGCUGUGCAUGCCCGCAGGGUUUUCUCCGCCGUCGGCUGAUGCUCCUCGGGGUGUUCCCGUUGGCAUGGAGAUCCUCGGGCGGCCGUGGAGUGAAGGGUUGCUGCUGAGCAUUGCGAGCCGGAUUGCUGAGCUUGGUGUCAGGAGGAGGAGGAGGAUGCCCGCUUUUGCGGACAGGUUCGUCGAGCCCAAGUGCUACGACGCCGUGCCCGUUAUCACGCCCAACUCGGGUAAUUUGCCUGGGGAAUAUCCACUGGGUAUCUUCUGA